GCAAAUUAAGUGCAUAUUAACUGAGUGCAUAUUAAGUUUCACCUCCUUCGCCGACAAGAGAGCAAAUAAUUAGAGACGUUCAACAACGAAAAGCGCAAGAUACUGAUGAUGACAGCGAUGAUGAUGGAGGAGGCGGAGGAGAACGAGGAGGAGGAGGGGCAGCAGGAAGGAGAGGAGGAGAGGGACAAACAGGAGAUGGAGGGGGAGGAGGACAAGGAGGAGGAAGAGGACGAACAGAUAAAGACAAGUAUCGAUGAGUUAGAAAGGAAGAGAAAGGGAGGAGGAGAUGGAGCAGGAGGCGUAGAGAGGGGGCAGAAGGAGAGGAGAGGCAUCGGGGGAGGACGAGAAGAAGAGGAGGAGGAGGAACAGCUCAAGGAGAGUGACGAUGAGUUAAUGACAACGAUGAUCAGGGAGGCGGCGGAGGAGCGCGAGGGGGAGGGUCCACAGCAAGGGGAGGAGGAGGGGCACAAGGAGGAGCAGAGGCACAACGAUGGAGGAAGAGGAGGAGGAACAGCUAACGAAGAGUCUCGACGAGUUAGAAAGGUGAAGAAAGGGAGGUGAAGGGGCAAAAGGAGAAGGAGGAGAGGGGGAGCAGAACGAGAGGAGCGGCACCGGAGGAGAAGGAGAAGAGGAGAAGAGGAGAAGAGGAACGGCUCAAGGAGAGUGUCGAUGAAGUAGAAAGGAAAAGGAAGAGGGAGGAGGAAGGGGAGGGGCACAGAAGGAGAGGAGAGGCAGCCGAGGAGGGGACGACGACAAAGCUCUAAACGAA
Chara braunii is the source of this 769-nucleotide messenger RNA. NCBI's taxonomy places the organism in Eukaryota, Viridiplantae, Streptophyta, Charophyceae, Charales, Characeae. The record is from the annotation of a GenBank genome assembly.